Brassica rapa (field mustard) is the source of this 4586-nucleotide messenger RNA. Its product is annotated as probable splicing factor 3A subunit 1. Gene Ontology annotation, molecular function: RNA binding. Gene Ontology annotation, biological process: mRNA cis splicing, via spliceosome; regulation of alternative mRNA splicing, via spliceosome. Gene Ontology annotation, cellular component: U2-type prespliceosome; catalytic step 2 spliceosome; U2 snRNP. NCBI's taxonomy places the organism in Eukaryota, Viridiplantae, Streptophyta, Magnoliopsida, Brassicales, Brassicaceae. The record is from RefSeq and is a predicted model, not a curated record.
AGAUUUUUCGGUUUUAGCGAGAAAACACAUUUUUCAGUUUCGGCGGAAAAACAAGAUUUUUCGGUUCUGACGGGAAAAUGAGAUUUUUUGGUUUUGGCGGAAAAAUACAAAUUUUCGGUUUUGGCGAGAAAACACGUUUUUGCAGUUUUGGCGGAAAAAGACGUUUUUGGCGGGAAAACGCGUUUUUUGCGGACUUGGAGGGAAACACGUUAAAACAAAAUUUUUCAGUUUUGGCGAGAAACGAGAUUUUUCGUUAUUGGCGGGAAAAAGCGUUUUGCAGUUUUGGCGGGAAAACACGUUUUUGGCGGAAAAAUGUGUGUUUGCUGUUUUGGGAGGAAAACGCGUUUUGCGGUUUUGGCGGGAAAACACGUUUUUCGCGGGAAAAUGUGUUUUUGCUGUUUUGGCGGGAAAAUGCGCUUUUGCGGUUUUGGCGGGAAAACACGUUUUUGCGGUUUUGACGGAAAAACGCGUUUUUGCGGUUUUGGCGGAAAAACGUGUUUUUGCGGUUUUGGCGGGAAAACGCGUUUUUGCGGUUUUGGCGGGAAAACACGAUUUAGCGGGAAAACGCGUUUUUGCAGUUUUGGCAAGAAAACACGUUUUUCUCGGGAAAUCGUAUUUUUGCAUUUUUGCGGUUUUUGCGGGAAAAUGAGUAUUUUCGGUUUUGUGAAAAUGAGAUAUUUCGGUUUUGGCGGGAAAACGAGAUUUUUCAGUUUUGGCAGGAAAAUGAGAUUUUCGGUUUUAGCGGGAAAUACGUUUUUUUGUUUUUUUGGCGAAAAAUACGUUUUUGCAAUUUUGGCGGGAAAAUGUGUUUUUGUGUUUUGGCGGAAAAAUGUGUUUUGGGGUGUUAGCGUGAAAACAUGUUUUUGUGAUUUUGGCAUGAAAACACGUUUUUUGGUUUUUGCGGAAAAACACGUUUUUGCAAUUUUGACGGGAAAUUGCGUUUCUGGGGUUUUGGCGUGAAAAAAUAGUUUUUAGGUUUUUGCGGGAAAACGUGUUUUUGUAGUUUUGUCAGUUUUCGUAUCUGACAAAAAUGAUAUUAUUUUUAGAUUUGUAAUUUGUGAAUUACAAUAUUAGGGACAUAAUAGACAUUAUACCUUUUUGAAUAAAUCAUUUUUAUUCAAAUGAUCCAAAUUGGUUCAGUUGAAUGAACUUUAAAAUUAAGCCUAAAUUUCCAAAAGUCAUCCGGAUGAUUCAUCUGAAUGAGUUGUACUUUUAGUACCUAAACAAACAAAACUCUUAUCUUCAUCCAAAUGACUCAUCCAUAUGGAGAAACAAACAGAUCCUUAUUUAUAAAAAGCAUACGAGAAUAAGGAAAUAGGAGAAUUAGACAUUAUUCGUGUAAGAAAAGGAAUCCUUAAGCUAGUAUAAAUAGAAGGCAAUGCUGAAGGUUUUGAAUCAUCCGAGAGCAAUAAGAGAGGUUAGCAGUUAAGAGAGGUUUUGCUUUGGUUAUUACCUUGUGAUAUUUAUUUCUUUCUUUAGAUAAGUUUUGGUAUCAAGUUUAUUCCAAAUUCUAUAGCUCAAAAAGUAGGUUUAAAUCCUAACAGAAUUGUAGGUAAAAGAUGGCGAGUUUAACCAAUAACUAGAUUUUGACCCGCGCUUAGAAAGCGCGGGUUUGUUUGUUUUUUAUUUAUUAAUCGAAAACUGAUUUGCAAAUUACCAUUAUUUAACAAUUGAGUUUUUAGAUUUUUAUCAUUUUUUUCUCUUCAAAAUAUGGUAUUUGUUCGAAAUAUGGUAGUUCUUCUAUAAUAAUGUUUGAGUUUUAAAAUUUGUUUUCAUAUCUGACCUAGAUUCAUGGUUGAACCUAUAGACCCAAUACAUUGUAUAUAAUCCGGUUCAGAUUUAAUGAAAAAUUCGUUAAAUAAAAAUCUGAUAUAACCAGGUAAAAACCCAAAAACUCACUAUUAACCUGUAAUCUGAUACCAUUGAUCCGAUUACAAAAUAUCUAAUAGUAUUUUUUUAAAAUUGAUUAAAUUACUCAUAUAUUUAUUAAUAUUACAUAAAUUAGUGAUUCCUUAGAAUUUGACAAAAUUUUAUUAUGUUAUCCAAAUAAAAAUUGAUAAUACAAAAAUCUUAUUGAUAUGACAAUAUUAGUUUAUUUUCGUUAUUAAUAACCUAUUAUAAGUUUGUGUUUUUAUUUUAGAUUUAAAAAUUAAUUUUAAGAUAGUUUUUAAAAUAUUCUUGAACACUCGUAAUUGUCAUAUCAAUAUUAUGUAUAAAAUGACAUUAUAAAUGGAAAAAUGAUAUUGAAAUAUGUAUAUGAUAUAUGGUGUAGGAUAUAGGAUUUUGGUUUGUAUUGAAAAAAUGUAUAAUAUUCAAAUGAUCUGUUUUGAAUAUUGAUAUGUAUAUUUAAGAAAAUAAUAUUUUCAUGUUUUUUAAUUUAUUUAUAAUUCAUAAUAUAUCUAUACUUAUAUUAAAUUUAAAGUUAAUAUAUCUUUUAAAUAUAUAUAAGUCCAUUAUUUAUAGAUCCAUUUAGGUCUAUAUGUAGGCCCAAAACUAAAAGACUUAAAUGCCAUUAAUGAAUUUUAUUAAUACCUUGUAAAAAUAAGGGUAUUUUUGAGAAAAUUGAAAUUUUCAUUAAAGGGAGAAUGAUCCUCUUUUAAUGGUAUUGAUGAUGUGCAAAUCAUCGAGCCACAUCCAGAUUGCAGAGUCGUGCUUGAGAACACGGCACUAUUGGUUUCCAAAACGGGGUUGGAGAUGGAGAGGAGGAUCAGGAACAGUAAUUUUCGUAAUGCAAAAUUCAACUUCCUGAAUAACUCAGACCCUUGUCGCGCUUUUUACCAGCAAAGGCUUACUGAAUACCGUGAGGCUUCUCCGAAUCAAGAACCUUAUGCUCCAGUAGCAGUUACUACUGAUCAUCCCGAGUGUAAGGGUCCUCCAUCUAGUUUUACUUUUGAACUUGAACCUCCUCACUGGAUCACUCUCAAGGAACAUGCUACUUUGAAGCUCACUGCGCAGUCUGUGGCACGCUAUGGGAUGUCUUUUCUCGAGGCUUUAAUCAACAAAUACUCUACCAACCCUCACCUGGGAUUUAUCAAAUUCAAUGAUCCUAGGUGCUAUUAUUUCAUUCAACUUGUUUAUGCUUAUUCGAGAGUACUAAGGCUGAGCAAAACGGAUGGUGCUUCUACGGAGACCUUUGUUAAGGGUUUUCUCGAGCAGCUUCAGAUUCUACUUGAAAAGGAUGAAGAAGAAGGACUGGAGAUGGCUAUGAGUGACUUGGAUGCUGUUGUGGGUUGUAGUGAUCACAUGGAGGAUCAAGAGUCUUUUGCUAAGAUGCCACUCCCUGAUCACCUUUUAAUGGGGAUUUUGCAACUACAACAUCACCAAGGAGAGCCAAAGAGACAAUAACCAGUUCCAUCCUCUCUUUUAUUGUUAUUUUUACUAUUUAAUAAUAUAAUAAUAAAAUAUUUUACUGUAAAAAUUUAAUGUUACCUUUAAACUAAUCUUAUCAGAUAAAAGGAUAUGGUUUCUAGGAACUUCACAAGCCUGCGCCAGUUUUCCUCAGGAGUUUUUGUUUGGAUUUGGGCACUAACGAUAGCUGUAUGAUGAGCUUUGCAGUUACUUUAAUCAACUUUUAUGUUUCAUAAAUCAAAUUAGCAAUGAUUAUUACUUUCGUUUGCUGUUUAGGACAUCCUUUGUUCCCCACAUGAUGAUUAAUUAGACAAGAUAGUCAUUGGUUCGCAACACAGAAGGAUCUCUCUUGUUUUUUCAUAAUAAGCUUACAGUAGACACCCAAACGAUGAUUAUUUAUCCCUCUCAUCUUCUUGAAUUUGAAAAUGUGUUAUCUUGGGUCAGGCUGUUGUACGAGAAGUGAAUCCGGGAUUGAUAUACUCGUGUUUCUUGGGAUCAAGAAUGCUUGGGAGUACAGUAUUCCCGUGGCUUAUGAGCGGACAAUCACUGCUAAGGCUUGAAGAUUGCUUAGUCUACAUAUACGCAACACUCGGGAUUGUGUUUUCUGUACGAGCCUAUGAUCAGGUAACUUAAUUGAAUAGAAAGCUUUAAAAAUCUCGUUGCUAUUCGUAUUGAAGGCCUCACACACUAUAUCUUGCAGGAAGUCAGAACUUUAGUAAUACUUUUUUAGACUGGUACUGCCUUUGCUUGCAAGAUUAAUUAAGGAACAUGUAAUAAUAUGCUAAGGCUCUUAUAUACAUUCAUUCUGAUGAAUCUUUCAUUCUUUUCUAGUGUAGUGAAACUUUUUGUUCUUAUUUAUAGGUAUGUACUGAAUACGUUGCGUGGAGGGAUGAUAAGCCUUUCUCAUGUCCCCGCUAAUGCUGCUAUCUUGUCUUGCUUUAUGUCCCGUUAAAAACAUAUAUGGCAUCUGUUUCGAUCGUGUAACUACACCAAGAUUGGCACAAAUAUGAUUACCCUUUUUGGACUUGUCCACUUAAGGGGAAGCAAGACAGGGCAAAUCAAUAUGUUUCCUAACAAAACUCAGGUUGGUAUGUGAUCUUGUUUGUCUUAAUGGUCUUGCUUUUAUUUUGUAAUGGCAACAUGAACUGAGCAAACACACUAACCUCUGAAGCUCAGAAGAUGCAAUGAAAAAGUUCUUUUUAUUAUGAAAGUAAUUGUUUUUUUUUUCCAGUUCUUAU